Molecule: messenger RNA, 597 nt
Organism: Cladophialophora bantiana CBS 173.52
Lineage: Eukaryota; Fungi; Ascomycota; Eurotiomycetes; Chaetothyriales; Herpotrichiellaceae
Exons: 1
Coding region: 1-597 (198 amino acids)
Source: RefSeq, a predicted model, not a curated record
AUGCCUCAGGUCUUCGACGUGUUGCGAAUUGCGGCAAGCUUUGUCUCUCUAGCGCCAUUUCUCUCAAAUCUCAUCGCCCCCAGUGACACCAAAGACGACACCAGUGUUCGAAUAGUUCUGGGAUCGUCCGUCGAUGGAGCAGCAAGUUUUUCAGAGAACACGCCAGAAGUACCUCUCUGGGAUUUUAAUAGUAGUGCUAUCGGGUUUACAGAUGGCACCUGUUACAUCUUGCCCCAAGGGAACUUUGUCGACAUCGCCGUGGAACCCUUCGGGGCGGCGGGAAAUAUUCAGGCCGCAUACAUAUCGCUGUCGAACGGCGGAAAUGAUGUGAUCUGUACCGCUGUCUUGUCGGUCACGUUCCCGGAUGGCGCCGUCGCCGGCUUCAGCACUAAUGUUGCUGCUGCCUGUGGUGCAUUUUGGUCUAAUAUCAACACCCCCGUCCUGGAAGAUCCCGCUUCCGCCGAGAUAAACUACUCGAAUGUAUCUGGAUCGAUAGAGAUGGCCCUAACGGUAUUUCACAUCAAGGCAUGGGAAUUCGUCUCCCCGGUUUCAGAAGUACCAACGAGAAUUGGGGGCUUCGAUGACUCGGAACAAUGA